AUGGCGACAGAUGCUGAGCGCCCGACAGACGGCGAUGCGCCCCGGCAGCCAACCCCUGCGCCGGCGCCGGCGCCAGCCCCGGGGCUUACAUUCCUCAUAACGACGAACCCGCGCGAGCCCAAGUCGGCGGCUACCAAGAAGCGCGUGCGGCAAGCGGCGGCGCUCAAGUCGUGGCGAGAUAUCAAGAGCGAAAGUGCCAGCGCAGGGCCGGCACCGAAACGUGCAAAGACGGGAUCAGAAAAGGGUAAGGUGUCAACGGCACGAGGCAGGGACUCGAGACCCGAGGCAGUCACCUGGGAGGGCGUUCCUGCCGUCCACGUCCCCGACCACCAAUCGCCCGUGUCCCAGCAACAUCAUCGCCCAGACUCGAUCCUCCUGCCGGCCCGUCCCACCAACUUCGUCGUCGCCACCCCGGCCUCCGCUUCUUCCUCGAGCUCGACGCACACUUUGUCGUCCUUGUCCUCCGCCAGCCUCUCCCCAUCCGUCCCUACUCAGAGCCAUGAGACCCGCCACGACGCCCAAUUGGACGCGCUUGCCCCGUCCGCUCGCGGCAGCCUGCAGGUGCCCUCGUCGAUAGCGUCGAGAAGACGGCGCGCUCAGGCAUCUGCUGCACUUCUCUCCACUUCCUCCAAGAUUUCCCCUGUGACUCCACCAGCGGUCGGUUUCCCGGCCACACCCUGUAGCGAGGAUGGCAGAAUGCGAGAGUCAUAUCGGCACACUAUUGGUUGGCCUCCUUAUGGUGCUGGGCAGCUCAUCACAAGCCCCAGACUCCCUUCCAUUGACGACAUAGUCCGGCAUCAACAAGGCGUCUCCCAGCCCAAUGGCUCCAUGGCUCACGGUCCGCCUGCUCGCAAAGGCCACUCGGAGCCUAGCACGCCCUCGUCUCCAUGCCGGACCUACUGCAACGACCUAGAUCCUUUCAACUGCUGCCCUGUCAAGCACAAGUCGUGGUUUGAUGGUGUACUGCAUCAUAUGCUCACCGUCUUCGCGCCACGAGCCUGGCCUACACUAAAGAUCACAAACGAGCAAGGACUACAGUGGGAGCACUUUAUGACACAGCACGCCCUGGCCGAGCCUGCCCUGUAUUAUGUACGACUCCUGUUCGCCACAGGCGACAUGGUUGUCCUCAACAUCACAAAACCGCAAUUCAGACUGUGGCUCCAGGCUCGGGCGCUUGAAACCAUCAACGAAGCCCUGGCAGACCCCGCCCGUGCCACCUCGGACGGCUUGAUCCUAGCUAUCGGCCGGAUCGCCCUAAACGAGAGCCUGUACGGAGACAAGGUCGCGGCACACACCCUGCAUAGACCGGCUCAGCAGAGAAUGAUUGCCAUGCGUGGUGGCAUGAAUGCGUUGGACUUCCCCCCACUGGUCAAACGCCUGAUGAGAUGGUCGGACAAAGUCAUGUCGAUGCAAGGCGGCACACCACGAAUGAUUCCUGACGACGUGGAGCCCCAUUAUACAGAUGCUACAAGUGUGGACGUGCUCGAGAAGUGGGCUCCUACCGAAGGCAUGGCACUUCGGAAAAAAGUGCAGUUGCAAGCUGCUCCUUGA
Molecule: messenger RNA, 1551 nt
Organism: Microdochium trichocladiopsis
Lineage: Eukaryota; Fungi; Ascomycota; Sordariomycetes; Xylariales; Microdochiaceae
Exons: 2
Coding region: 1-1551 (516 amino acids)
Source: RefSeq, a predicted model, not a curated record